AUGACACAGCCACGCCCCCUACUCGUCGUAAUUGGAGCUGGCAGCAUGGGACUUUGCCUCGCCCGUCGACUUGGCUCAUCGCACCAUAUUCUUAUUGGAGACCAUUCGCCCGCUGCCCUGUCCGCAGCCAAGGGCUCGCUCGGCCCCGCCGGUCAUCUCGUAACAACAAAGAAUAUCGAUGUUUCUUCCGGGACAUCGGUCGCCUCCUUCGCCAAGACUGCCGCUGAGCUCGGUCCUAUCGAGACCGUCAUCCUUACGGCUGGUGUAUCCAGCGCCGCAAACGACACCCGGCUGAUCUACGCCACUAACCUUACUGGCACCGCUCUCGUUCUUGACAGCUUUCUUCCACUGAUGCCUCCUGGAAGCUCCCUGGCCAUCAUAGCUUCGGUUGCCGGUCACCUGCUCCCUCCCAACCCGGACUUGGAGACUCAUCUGGCAACAGCCCCGACAGCUUCCCUCAUCACGCACCACGAGCUGGACCACGACGCGGACUCAAGCCACGCUUAUGGUGUCUCGAAGCUUGGUUGCAUCGUCCGUGCUCAGUACAAGGCUGCUGAAUGGGGACGCAAAGGAGUGCGAAUCAACACCGUUAGCCCCGGGGCCAUCGAGACGCCUAUGCUUGGUCAAGUUCUGCGAUCGAAGCAGGGACCCUUUGCGCAAAGCAUGAUCAACAAUACUCCACUUGGCAGGACGGGGACGCCUGAUGAGAUCGCCGGGAUCGUUGCGUUUCUGGCCGGGCCGGGCGCAGGGUUCAUCACUGGAGCGGACCUGGUCAUCGAUGGUGGCGCCUUGUCGACGCACCGAUGGCCUGGAACCGUCGCGGAAUCGAAGCACGAGGUUCUAUCAUCAGGUGGGCACGAGUGAUAGACCAAGGUUCGGAUAUAUAGCCAGGGGCGGUGUUUACCAAGCCUCAGCACGCGUUAGAUUGCUUCCUGCAGCCUUGCUGUCACUGGUAUAAUGGAUGCGUGGCUGUUUUGGUCGACGUCCUUGGUCCCUACACAGCACAUAAGCACGAUUGUCUCUUAGAGUGUCUACUCCGACCCAUAGUUGAUUCGUACGCUCUCACAUAUCUCAAGGCCAGCCUUCUUGAUGCAGGAAAGAAGACGCACAUAGAAGAGCAGAAUUUAGCCCAGAGAUUGCCCACGAGCGACCCCUGUCAUUCAGUCAUUCAGAAAUGUGACACACCGUUUGACACCAUGUGAGAAUACUGAGUGAAGCUUUGAGCUCAUGAUGCUUCUGGGCAGUUUGACCGUGACACCAUGAUCAUUGCGGCAUGUUUGAGGGCCACUCAGUUCUGAGCAUACAUCGCUUCCCCUACAAACAUACGCACCGAGUGUGUGGACCCGCUUCACAUGGUGUUACUGCCGAAAGAAGCCACUCCGCACACCUCU
Colletotrichum destructivum is the source of this 1391-nucleotide messenger RNA. RefSeq names its product Putative short-chain dehydrogenase/reductase SDR, NAD(P)-binding domain superfamily. The record is from RefSeq and is a predicted model, not a curated record. Bases 1 to 864 code for a protein of 287 amino acids. NCBI's taxonomy places the organism in Eukaryota, Fungi, Ascomycota, Sordariomycetes, Glomerellales, Glomerellaceae. The transcript has a single exon. Gene Ontology annotation, molecular function: oxidoreductase activity, acting on the CH-OH group of donors, NAD or NADP as acceptor.